AAUACUGAACAUCAACACUGGUAUGAAUGAUAAAAGCAUGAACCGUUUAAGGUAUAUGAUCGUCUCAAUUGUGUGUUUAAUCUCCGGAGUUUUAAUUUUAUUCACGUCUUUUCACAAAAACAAGGACUUUGGCACAGAUUUUCGGUGACCAUGCCAGCACAAUAACAUAAGGACACGACAGCACGAGGACACGUCGAGUGUAGGGCGACGGCACGACAUUUUUUUCUAUCCUGUUGGUACCCUAUUUUGUCAUGUCCUCGUGCUAGCGGAGCACCAGGCAAAAAAAGAGCAUUCUGUCGUGGCUGUGUCGUUCUGUCACGCAGUCUUGGCGCCACGCUACAACACGUGGACACGGCAAUAUAAUCUGUCGUUGGUUGGGCUUCCGAGUAACAUGCGCUGUUAAAUCACACACAUGCAUUAUUCAGUAAUAGAGGAGAGUGAAAGUAAUACAAUUACAAAUUGUUUAUUGGAACUAAACUGAUACAUAGAACAGUGUUUUCCAGGGCAUAUACUGAGCAAACGAUUCAAUGGAGACAAAACGAACUAAAAUUGAAUUUGCCAGCAAUGAAGGUCGGACGGAAUCGAGUGCUGUCAGUGAAACACCAAAAGAAGUGCGAGAGGUUGAUGGUCUUCCAGAGUCCGAACAGAUACCUGGAGAUGAGGACUUGGCCAAGCUAGAUGAAACAACUCUGCUGCAAGUUUACUGGAAAUAUAUCAACAUGCUGCAGAUCUUGUGUAAAGACGUUAUACGUGUUGGGAAUCUCAAAGAAGGCGGCAAGGAAAUUUGUGUAGACCCGGGCUAUAAACCGGAAGCGCCCUGUCUCGUGUACUCAUUCGGGAUCAACCACUUGUUUGAUUUUGACAGAGAUGUUGUUGAGAGAUUUGGCUGUGAUGUACAUUGCUUCGAUCCAAGUAUGAAAAAUGAAACCAAACGCCUGUCUGAACAUAUAUGGUUCUACAGAUGGGGCCUUGGUGGUAAAAAUGAGAUAAACUCCAAGCAAUGGAAUAUGAAAACAUUAGAUACAAUUCGCAGAGAGCUUGGUCACACUAAUCGAACUAUAGACUUACUAAAAAUAGACAUAGAAGGGGAUGAGUGGAACGCCAUUCCUCAAAUGAUAUCAUCCGGUGCACUUGAUGACGUCAGACAGAUAUCCAUGGAGACGCAUUUUUCAGCAGAACACGCGAAUCAAGGAGACUAUUGGGGAAAUUUGCCGCCACAUAAACAGUUAUCUUCCUUAAGACAAUUAUAUGACUUCGGAUAUAGAACUUUUAUGCGUGAACGGAAUAUGUGGUCCCAUGCAAUGUGGCAUGGUAUAAAGGGUUUUAUAACCAAUGUUAAUGAAAUUUCAAUGAUUAAACCGAAACGAUGACGGCAAA
This is a messenger RNA of Mercenaria mercenaria, 1377 nucleotides long. Its product is annotated as probable methyltransferase-like protein 24. Bases 528 to 1370 code for a protein of 280 amino acids. The transcript has 7 exons. NCBI's taxonomy places the organism in Eukaryota, Metazoa, Mollusca, Bivalvia, Venerida, Veneridae. The record is from RefSeq and is a predicted model, not a curated record.